Symbiodinium sp. CCMP2592 is the source of this 526-nucleotide messenger RNA. NCBI's taxonomy places the organism in Eukaryota, Dinophyceae, Suessiales, Symbiodiniaceae. The record is from the annotation of a GenBank genome assembly.
AUGCAGAGCCCUUUCGACCUCAGCAUCUUCAUGAGUUCGGCUAUCACCAACGGCUUCCUUGAGGUCAUGGGCGUGGUAAGAUGCAACCGGCAUUACAUAGCGGCAAGAUCUGAGUUGUUGGAGCAAAGCAAGAACUCAAACAAAGGCCUUGACAGAUCCAUUCGCAUCUGGGCCGAGCUCGAGCAGAUGACGAAAGACAUCGACAGUCUGGGCAAGAUAGUCGGCUUCGUCGACCGAGGCAAGAUCAACCGCGCGUUCAAGGAUACCAAAGUGCUGGCAAGGGACGCAGUGGUUUGGCACCUCGUCGGUUGCUUCAGGACGUGGCGGGAUAACAGGUUGAUUCUGGAGCGGUCGUUUCUGGAGAUCGGCAAGAAUAACAACCUUCAGCCGCAGAUGAUUCAAUCCUUGUACAAAGUCCAGUCAGAGAUACUUCUCAGCAUGAUGUCGAGCUACUGGGUGUGGGAAGUGUUCGCAAGAAAUGUUUGCGGAAACUGCGAAGAUAGCAAGAACUUUGCCAUACUCCAAC